Molecule: messenger RNA, 667 nt
Organism: Hirundo rustica (Barn swallow)
Lineage: Eukaryota; Metazoa; Chordata; Aves; Passeriformes; Hirundinidae
Gene: NRN1L
Product: neuritin 1 like
Exons: 3
Coding region: 13-501 (162 amino acids)
Biological process (GO): nervous system development; neuron projection extension
Cellular component (GO): plasma membrane
Source: RefSeq, a predicted model, not a curated record
GGGGUCCGCACCAUGGGCGGCGGCUGCUGGCGGCUGCUGGGCGUCGUGUGCCCGCUGCUCCUGCACCUCGCAGCGAGCCAGGAGCCCGUCAGCAUGGCGGGACAGUGCGACACCAUCUACAAGGGCUUCGCCGGCUGCCUCAUCAGCCUGGGGGACAGCAUGGCCCAGAGCGUCCGGCAGCAGCAGCAGGAGGAGGGCGGCGAGGAGGAGCAGGAGCUGGACACCAUCUGCAAGUCCUGGGAUGAUUUCCACACCUGCGCCAGCGAGGUGCUGUCGAGAUGCCCCGUGGAAGCGGCCACCAUCUGGGAGUCGCUGCGCCAGGAGUCCCGCAAGAUCCAGUUCCAGGGGAACCUGCAGGAGCUGUGCAGCGCCCGAGGCCGCCUGGCCAGCGCCCAGGGCUCUCCGGCCGCUGAGACCAACCAGGCCACGCUGCGGGGCUCGGCCACCCCCCUGCACCCCCGGCUGCUGGCCCUGCUGGCCCUGCCGCUGCUCUGGCUCUAGCCCCGCUCGCCCGCGGGGUGCCCCGGUGCUGCCGGCUCCGUUCCCCCGGCUGCUGGCCGGUCCCCGCCACACCCGCCUCCCUCCCGGGCAUCCCUGGCGGGGCACGGUCCUCUCCUGCAGCGCUUCAGAUGGAUUUAUAUUUAUAUUAAAAGACACUUUUACAUUU